Molecule: messenger RNA, 9324 nt
Organism: Fundulus heteroclitus (mummichog)
Lineage: Eukaryota; Metazoa; Chordata; Actinopteri; Cyprinodontiformes; Fundulidae
Gene: col27a1a
Product: collagen, type XXVII, alpha 1a
Exons: 61
Coding region: 399-5693 (1764 amino acids)
Molecular function (GO): extracellular matrix structural constituent
Source: RefSeq, a predicted model, not a curated record
GUUUGCCAUCGUUUAUACCCCUAGAAAGCCUAUUUAAAAAGGAAAGCGACGAGUCCGGCGCUCCUGACACGGCAACUCCGCAGAAAAGAACCCCACGCAGCUUCCCUCUCCGGCCGCAGCGUCCCUCAUUCUGGAUCGGCAUAAAUGAAUGAACCACAAGGGAAUAUCGCCAGACGAUCGCAACCUGGAAACUCUCUCUUGCCCAUCGAGACAACCGGGAGGAUUCUAUGUCGAGCUUGACAGGCAGCUCAGCAUGACUUUUUGCGUCUGGAACUUGUCCAGCAUCUCAAGAUUGUCAAAUGCGUAAAACGACGGCCGGUGUUUUCUGCCUCCCCCGCAAAGGAGUCACGCUGUGAUUAACGGAUCAGGUUUUUGACUGGCAGGACAAAUGAAUACAAAUGAAUUUAGGCACCCGAAGGAGAGCUUGCAGAACCUCUCAUCUAGAUACAAAGAGAGCCCUAUUGCUCUGUACAGUUUUAUAUUGUACUUGUUACCUGGGACUUUCACAAGUACACUCUGAAGAUGUUGAUAUCCUCCAAAAGUUGGGGCUUAAGGGACAGAAGCCGUCACGUUCCGUGCCAGAAGGGGUCAUUCCAUUCAGAGCAGGGAUCAUCCUCAACCAGAGGGCGCAUAUUGAGGCUCCGUUGCACUCAGUCCUUCCAGCGGCCAUCUGGCCCAAGUUGGCGCUGGUCCUGAGUGUACGCUCACACCGUGUAAACAGUGCUUUCCUCUUCACUCUGCUUUCAAGCAACAAGAAACUCCUCCUUGGUCUGCAGCUUGUACCCGGCAGUCUUGUCCUACACACAGGACCGAACACCUCAGUGACACUGCCCUAUGAGCCCCAUGAUGGCCAGUGGCACCAGUUGGCACUGGGAAUUAAUGGAAAGACAGUGACUCUAUAUGCCUCCUGCGGAGAGCAGAGUGUCCAGACGGACUUCGGGUGGGAUGGUGUAGAGGGACUGGCUCCAGAACUCCAGGGCUCCUUCCUGCUGGGAAGGUCAAGCCAGCACCAAACAUCAGGAUACUUUGAAGGAGCAAUUUGCCAGUUUGAUCUGGUCCCUUCUGCCCAGGCAGCUCACAACUACUGCAAAUACAUUAAGAAGCAAUGCAGGGAAGCCGACACUUACAGGCCUAACCUUUCUCCUUUACUGCCGAUUCUACCGAGAGUAACAAACAUUUCAGCUACUUCUGCUACCCCUAAACGCGGUGGUCCAGAAACCGCCAGGAAGACCACCGGGUCGAGCCUUGCCAGAAAUGUUGCUGCUGCUGCCUCAGCUGUCAGGUAUGUGGCCCCCGCCCAUACGAAAAAGAAAAAUCUGAUAAUUAUCCCCACUCCUCUGCUAAUAACUGUAACGCCAACCACAUCCCAGUUGGGUUUGGUUGUCCCUUCCUCAAUAACCAAGACUGAAACUGUAACAGCACCACUCAGGACUCAAGCGCGGCACCCGAAACCGACGACCCCAAGUUUGAAAGCUUCAACUCACAAACCUGUUAAGCCCACACCACCAAAGCCCACUCCUCAAAAAAACAUUAAAAAGACCAUUCCAAGAACGGACCAGAAGAAACUGACCACUCCGGCCACUUUUACAACCAAAUCUCCAAAGACCAAACCUGGUACUGUUUUACGAGACCAAGCUGGAGUCCCAAACAAACCACAAGCCACAACAGUCAAGAAAUUGCCCCCCAAGUCUAAAGUUUCCCCAUCUAAAGUCCCUUUUCCCAAGUCCAAAUCAAAUCCUGUCAAAGUUACCCCUUCUAAAGCAACACUACCUACAGCGAAACCUUCAAAAUCAACAAUCACCAAAACGUCUAAACCACCAAAGCCAACUUCCAAACAGAUUACCAAGCCAACUAAGAAACCUGAAACUACCAAGACUCCAGUCACACCACGACCCACCAAGCUCACAUUCAACACAGUAACCCCACCUGCCACUGACGGUUUCCUGAGCUGGGAGGUGCCACCGACACAGUUUUCAAUGCUGGCAGGACCCAAGGGACAGAAAGGAGACCCGGGCUCACCGGGACUGCCGGGACCUCCAGGGAAACCAGGCGUGCCAGGCAAGAGGGGUCCUCGGGGUGCCCCUGGCCCCCAUGGGAAUCCUGGCAGACCUGGUCCUCCCGGGCUUAAGGGGAAAAAAGGAGAUCCAGGCGUUUCACCCGGACCAGCACCUAAAGGAGAGAAGGGAGACUCAGGGAUCGUCGGCCCAGUUGGACAGCCUGGUCAAGAAGGUCGAAAGGGACAGAAAGGUUACCCCGGUCCACCAGGACUUCCUGGAGAGCCUGGAGAACAGGGUCCGGUCGGGAGCCCAGGUGCCAAAGGUUAUCCUGGCAGGCAGGGUUUACCGGGACCUAUUGGACCAAAAGGGCUGAAAGGCAUGCGGGGUUUCAUUGGAAUCCCAGGCCUUUUUGGCCUGCCUGGCCCUGAUGGCGAAAGAGGAAUUCCGGGUGAACCAGGGAAGAGGGGCAAGAUGGGUAGGCCGGGGUUUCCGGGGGACUUUGGGGAGAGAGGGCCACCUGGACCAGAUGGAGAGCCAGGUGAAAUGGGAGCCCCAGGUCCGAACGGAGUGCCCGGACUAAUUGGUGACAUGGGACCUGUGGGAGAAAUGGGCCCUGCCGGACCCGUUGGACUCAAGGGGGUACCCGGAAAUCCUGGAGAACCAGGACUGAAAGGUGAUAAGGGAGACGUUGGGAUUCCUGGAGAGCAGGGGGAGAUUGGGUACAAAGGAGAUAAGGGUAUCCAAGGAGCUCCAGGUUUGCCGGGCCUUCGUGGGAAACCAGGACCACAGGGGAAAGUAGGAGACAAAGGUCCUGAUGGUGCACCAGGACCACCAGGCCCUGAGGGUUUCCCUGGUGACAUGGGACCACCAGGAGAGAAUGGCCUCGAAGGACCAAAGGGAAAACUAGGAGACAGAGGCUUACCGGGGCCCCGAGGGAUCCCAGGCCUGGAGGGAGACGAGGGUCCAAUCGGGCCACCGGGACCAUCGGGACUUGAGGGUAGAAUGGGGAGAAAAGGAUUUCCUGGGAAGAUUGGCUCGGAGGGAAUCAAGGGGGAAGCCGGUGUCCCGGGAAAAGUCGGGCCCAUGGGAGAAAGAGGCUUGGUGGGUUUCAUCGGACCUGUGGGAGAGACCGGGCUGGCAGGAGAGAAGGGGGAUCGAGGGGAGAUGGGCCUUCCUGGACCACCCGGAGUAAAAGGUUCAACGGGUCACCCAGGCACACCAGGUGAGACUGGACCUCCUGGACCACCAGGAAGACCAGGCCCUGCUGGAGCAAGUGGGCCAGCCGGUACCAGAGGACCUAAAGGCUUGCGGGGAGCAAGGGGGCCUGAUGGUCCGACAGGAGAGACGGGGUCAGAGGGCAAGAAGGGACCUGAUGGUCCUCCAGGAAAAAUAGGCUUCCCAGGAUCACAGGGAAAGAUCGGAGAGACGGGAGAAGCUGGACCUAAAGGUUUCCCUGGCAUCCAAGGGCCUUCUGGACCUCCGGGGGACAAGGGAAUUGCUGGCGACCCGGGACCACCAGGACCACCUGGGACUGUGGGACUGUUAGGAGAAAUUGGUCCGAAGGGCCCUGACGGAAAAGAGGGUGAACCGGGACUUCCGGGCGAACCUGGGGAGAAGGGGGCUGUUGGACCACCGGGAAACAUCGGAGAGCAAGGACUGAUAGGGCAGAGGGGAGAGUCAGGCCUAGAGGGAGAGGCUGGUCCAGCGGGUCCUGAUGGAGUAAAGGGAGAAAAAGGUGACAUGGGUCAGGAGGGUGACAAUGGCGAAAAAGGUGAAACUGGACUAAAGGGAAAGGAAGGUCCACCUGGUAGUCCUGGACUCACAGGCGUCAGGGGUUCGGAAGGAAAGCCUGGUGUAAUUGGUGAACGAGGCAAACCAGGGCUAAAGGGUGCUAAGGGUCACCUGGGUCACCUUGGAGAAACUGGAAAGGUUGGGGAGACUGGUCCGCCGGGGUUUGUUGGGCCCAAGGGUUCCAGAGGGACUCUAGGACAUGUGGGAGCUCCGGGCCGAAUGGGGCAACAAGGCGAAACUGGUCUUCCAGGUUAUGAGGGCCAUCUGGGACCACAGGGCCCCUUAGGGUCUCCAGGACCAAAAGGUGAAAAGGGUGAGCAGGGCGAUGAUGGAAAGCAAGAAGGUCCUCCUGGUCCUCAAGGUCUCAUGGGACCUCCAGGUGACAGAGGAGAGAGGGGUGAAUCAGGAGAUCCAGGGUACAAAGGUCAAAUCGGUUUAGAUGGUGAACGAGGCAGACCUGGAGCUCCUGGGCAGCCGGGCCACCCUGGACCACGUGGACAAAAAGGACCUAAAGGGGCCAAAGGAGAUCAAGGCCAAAAAGGCAAGAAAGGACAGUCUGGACAAAAAGGAGCCAGAGGAACUGAGGGUGGGGGUGGUCCUCCUGGUCCCAGAGGUGUGGUGGGUCCAGAGGGGCGUGAGGGUGUCCCCGGACAGGAUGGACUCCCAGGAAAAGAUGGAAGUAAAGGCAUGCCGGGAGACCACGGUGAUGAUGGGGCGGUCGGGCUUCCUGGUAAACCUGGUGGACGAGGUAAAACUGGAGUUCCAGGACUCCCAGGAGAUCAGGGAGGCAUAGGACCAAAGGGUGAGCAAGGUCUUCGAGGUCAGACUGGACCAUCAGGAAAAAGAGGUUUCAAAGGUGGAAUGGGACUAGCGGGACCACAGGGUGACAGAGGACCUAAAGGACAGCCUGGUGAUACAGGAGAGCAAGGUUUUCCAGGGAUUCUUGGAGUUUUUGGACCACAGGGGCCUCCAGGAGACUUUGGGCCAAAGGGCAUACGGGGACCUAAGGGGCCGCAGGGUUCAAUGGGCCACAGAGGAGUGGCCGGCCCUGUUGGAAUUAUUGGUCCCAGUGGAAGUGCAGGUCCUAGGGGACAAAAAGGCAAUCGUGGAGAGGAUGGAUUUCAAGGUCCUAGGGGAUCCCCUGGACCUCGUGGACGCCCCGGACCUCCAGGCCCCCCAUCAGUCCCUUCUUCAUUUAGAGAAGAUGGCCAUUUGUUUGUUGAUUCGCCCACUCCUGGGAAAACUGAGUCGUUCCACCAGAAUAAACCAGCGAUGGACCUGCCGAUGCUCGACCAGGGCGCAGAGAUCUUCAAGACCCUCCACUACCUCAGUAAUUUGAUCCAGAGCCUGAAGAACCCAUUGGGCACGAGGGACAACCCUGCCCGCAUCUGCAGGGACCUCCACAGUUGUGAACAGAAGUUAAACGACGGCACUUAUUGGAUUGACCCCAAUCUCGGUUGCUCGUCUGAUACAAUAGAAGUCUCCUGCAACUUUACUGGUGGUGGACAAACUUGCCUUAAACCAAUAACAGUAUCCAAGCCAACAAUCGAGGUCGGCCGAGUUCAAAUGAACUUUCUUCACCUCCUGAGCUCAGAGGCGAUUCAGCACAUCACCAUCCACUGUCUAAACGUCUCAGUUUGGAGGUCAGCCGAGAAUCAGCCUCCUGACCGCCGGUCUGUGAGAUUCAAGGCCUGGACAGGGGAGGUGUUUGAUGUUGGGGGGGAGCUCGAGCCAGAUGUUUUGGAGGACUCCUGCUGGAUGAAAGAUGGGCGUUGGCACCAGACCCAUUUUGUCUUCCAUUCCAUGGAUCCCACCCUGCUCCCUGUGAUUGACAUCUUCAACCUUCCAGAAACAAGCUCUGCUUCUCAUUACCACCUGGAGAUAGGUCCGGUGUGCUUUCUUUAAGGGCCACAUGUAAGGUCUUCUGAGAACAAAGGGAUGGACAACCUCCCCUUGCAAAUCACCUUCAUGCAGACACGGAGACCAGAACGGUCAAGUAAUCGUGGCCGAACGCCGUCCCAGUGAGAAAAACUCACUGCUUCCCCCGCCCAUAACAGAUAUUGCUUCUCAACCAAACUCCCACUGGACUGCAAACAGAGAAAAAAAAGGGAGGAAGCAGAGAGAGCAAGGCGAGGGAAUUACAGGAGCAGGGGAGUUCUUGCACUAAUGGCUUCUAAGAACAGCAAAAGCGUCCUCAAGCUCUUUCAGAAGAACCCCCACGUGCUAAAAGAAAAAAAAAGACCAUGCAAUGUCUCCAGGACAUUUUGAAGUGAAAGGAGGCCAAGUUCAACAGUAAAUGUUCAAAGUAACUUAUUUUCACAACUUUAUUCAGUCUGUAUACUUUGUGUAAUAUUCAGAUUUUGUCAUAACACCUAAGGUAAUUGGUAUUGUGUAAAUAUAGAUAUAUAUAUGCUCUAUUAUUGAUUUUAUACAUGUAUAUCUUUUGUAAAUUAAUAAUCUGUAAGUGCAAUAGAUAAAAGUUAAAAAAUAUAUAUAUUUGAAACAUAGGAGUUUAAAACCGGAUGGCUAAGUAUACUGUGCAAAAAGGCACAUAACCUUUUGUUUUCACCGUCUGACAUCAAAUUAGACUAAACGUUUCCUGUUUUAGCUGAGUUAGGAUUACCAAAAUGACUUGAACUUGCUACAUGUCAGAAUAAGAAGAGAUGUUUUAGAAUUGUUUUAUUCACUUUACUUUGUUCAAAUUCAGAAAUUUACAUUAUAAUAUUCGUCUGUCUUUAAGAAAUUUGGGAAAGCCUAGAGUAUAUGAUUUUCCAAGCUUCUGGUGUAAUUCACCAACAUUUGAGUUAAAUGGAGGCGUGGCUGUUGAUGUAUUUCUAGGUAACAUCAUAAAUUCCCUGCUUCCUUGUGUGGAACAAUGGUAAAAUCAAACAAAAUCAGCCAAGACGUCAUGAAGAAAAUUGUGGACUUUCACAUGUCGGGUUUAUCCUUCGGUGCCAUUUUUAGAUCCCUGAAUCUGGCACGUACAUCUGUUCAAACGAUUAUAUGCACGUAUAAACACCAUGGAAAUGUCCACCCAAACUGUUCAAGAAGGAAGCGGGUUUUGUGUUUUAGGAAUAAAGGCGUUUUGGUGCUAAAUGUAUUCACGGCGGUGGUCAGAGGGUCUGCCCCAGGGCAACUGUGGCUACAAAUAUAGCUCACCACCGUCAGGGUGUGAAUGGGUGAAUGACUGACUGUAGUGUAAAGCGCGUUGGGGUCGUCAGACAAGUACCAGCCAUUUACCAUUUUACCAUUUAUCACCAAUGACCCCUGUGCUGGCAUGGACUGAAAGGCCCAUCUGCCAGGAAGAGGUCAUCAUGUCAGAAGGCAACAUAAAAAGCUUGAUUAUAGUUUGCAAAUACACUGAGGGGUAAAGACCUUAACUUUUGGAGGAAACAAUGUUUUGCUGCAUGAGGGUCUCUCCCACUUUACAAAAUAGAUUGUAUCAAGUGAAUGAAUUAAUUAAUUUAUUUCGGACAUGUGCUAUAGCUCAGUACCAAAACACACAGUUACAGCAGCGUGGAAAGAACAUUUUGUGAAAAUAUUCAAGCAACAUUUAAAAACAUUAGCCAGGAAGUCAAAGGUCGCCUGCGGUCUUCUAAAUGGACAAUGACAACGUUUUGGGGUGGCCAUCGUAAAAGCCCUGAUCUCAGUCCCAAACACAGUUUGCAGGCAGAUCUGAAAAUAUGUGUGUAAGCACGGCAGCCAACAAAUCCUCAGUUUCACCAGUUCUGUUAGGUGAAAGGGGGGGUCAAGAUACCGGCAAAGAUUGUGGAAGGAUAUCCAAAAUGUUUUUAUCUAAGUAAUACAGUUGAAAAUGCAGAUUUACCAAAUACAAACAAAUGCAUGUAAACCUUAGAAUUGAAAAAAAAAAAUACAUACACACACACAAAAAGUAACAUUUUCUGUCAUCAUUCUGACAUUCAGCAUGUGCAGCUAAUUUUGGUAAUCCUAUCUGACCUAAAACAGGAAACAUUCAGUGUGAUUCAAUGAAGACAACAGGGUGUUGUGUCUUUUUAUACAAUGUAUGUAAAUAUCUGGAUUAAGCUGAAUAUGGAAGGAUCUUGUUUUUAUGUCGUAAUAUGGGUGCCAUUUUACUUGCCUUCGGUGCUCAUAUUUUCACGGUCUUUCACGGAGGGGGAUUUAUCCAGAGGCGGAGGUCAUAUUUCUAUAUACUCUGAGAUUUGAAUUUUCUACUCGCUGUAAGAAAAACAGUGGCCACAAGCCAAAGCCAUCUUCAUGACGUAAGUUUGACACGGAUGCCACUGAUGAUGGGAGGAGCGUAGGUGCCAGACUGAGGAAGAAGACGACAAGUAUGGAGGUCAAGUUCUCAGUAGUGUUUUAAUAAACCUUCUCUAACUGUGGAGUAUAGCUUUUGGCUUUUGUUUCAUUCAGAAAUGAAAACAGAAUACAUAGGCGCCAACAACGAAACAUUUAGAAUGGAAACGACUACAGAUAGAGGUAAUUCUUAGAGGAGAUCUGAGCCACAGAAGAAUGGAGAGCGGGUACGGGAAUCAAAACAAAACCUCCACCUUUUAUCCCUGUAAUGCACGGUGCUAAGAACAUGUCCUAAGGUGCUAAUGUUAGUGCUGUUAUACACCACUUUGCUGAAUUAUUCAAACGCUUAUGGUGCAUGCAGGCUUUGCUUAAUAAAGUUCAUAUGCAAUUCUGCCAUUCCGUUCCACUAAAACCCCAACCCAUAUAUCGUGACAUGAUUUCCAAAUUAUAUUUAAUUUCCACUCUGCAGAUAAAGAAAAGCUGAAUUUGAGAAUGCUUAAACACAAUAAACAUUUUAAAGUUUUCAGGGUGUACAUCCAGCAUAAAUCGCAGGGUUUAAAGCAUUUCCAGAAGUACUUAUUUUCAUGUACAAAGCCCCGCUGAGCUGUAUGUAAUAUUUUUUUUUUAGCAUCUAGUAGAUAGUUUUUAAGAGUGAAAAAAAUUAAUAAUAAUGUAGCUGGAAACAAGUGUGUAUAAUUUUGUAAACCUUGCUGUAUACAGUGGAUCCCCUCUUGCUAAUUUAAUGUUAUUUAAUGUUGUUAUUGUGGUUGCAGACUGCACAAAUUUCUGUCAGUUGAAGCAAAACUACUCUUAUUGACAAUGUUAUAUAUCCGUGCUCCCAACUGGUCUUGGAGUUUAUAGAUUUUUGUUAUGUGUAAAUUUGGGGCUCCAGAGAACAAAUUUAUGACAAUAUUAUUGCUUUUAUUUUUCUAAAUUUUCAUUUGUUUUUUUUUUUUAUUUCUUUUAUGAUAAUCAACCAUGUACUGUACAAGAACUGUGCUCUCCUAUACCUAAUAUGUGAAAACAAAUGGUUUCUACUUUUUGUAAAUCUUUCCUUAAAAUGAGCUAAGAAUACCUCAUCAUUUUACAUGAGCAAAGAUUUUCUGUUGCAUUUGCGAUUAAAACUUGUUUGAAAAAUAUCAGCCAAUUGCAGCAAGUCAUCAAACUUGGAACAAGAUCAUAUCUGGUGCAUUCAUCUUUUAUCUGUCCGCUCUUUAGUAUUUGUUCAGUGUCUGUUUGUUCAAUAAAUACGUUAAAUUUG